Effrenium voratum is the source of this 825-nucleotide messenger RNA. The record is from the annotation of a GenBank genome assembly. NCBI's taxonomy places the organism in Eukaryota, Dinophyceae, Suessiales, Symbiodiniaceae.
AUGGACAUCGACCUGCUGAACCCGGAUGCCAAGGAGGAGCGGUCCAAGCACAAGCUGAAGCGCAUGAUCCAAUCCCCGAACAGCUUCUUUAUGGACGUGAAGUGCCCAGGUUGCCUGCAGAUUACCACGGUCUUCAGCCACGCGCAGACCGUGGUGCUCUGCGGGAACUGCAACGUCAUGCUCUGCCAGCCCACCGGGGGCCUGGCACGACUCACAGCACCUCGGCUCACGAGGAAGGCUGCUCCUUCCGGCGGAAAGCGGAUUGAGAGAGACAGAACUUUGCGGCGCGAGGGCGCCGGGGGGCAGCCAGCCUUCAUCUUGGCGGCGGACCGGCACGCGAAGCGCGCGGCGGUGCUGGUGCCAGGCACCCAGACGCCUGCGGACUGCGUCACCGACCUCAAGGCCCUGCCGCUACACAUCGCCGAUCCCCAGGGGAGGGCCAUUGGCUGGGUUCACCGGGGCAUGAUGCGGCAGGCUUGUGCCAUCGUCCGAGUGGUGGGGAGCUGCCUGGAGCGUUUUGAGAAGGACGGCUAUGAGGUGCAGUUCAUCGGCCACUCCUUGGGUGCAGGGGUGUCGGCCAUUUGCGGCGCAGUGUGCCGACUCGGCCUGGAAGGCGUGAAGUUGAACAAGGUGCGCAGCCUGUGCUACGCCACGCCAGCAGUGGGCAACGGCUCCUUCGGGAAGUUCUGCGAGGGCCACGCCAUCACCGUGAUCAACUGUGAGGACGUGGUCCCGCGCCUCAGCAUCGAGACAGCCCGCAAGCUCCGGGAUGAGCUGGUGACCCGCCGGGAGGCGGUGCGUCUCUUCGUGUCCGAGGACGAAUGA